Molecule: messenger RNA, 1527 nt
Organism: Penicillium brevicompactum
Lineage: Eukaryota; Fungi; Ascomycota; Eurotiomycetes; Eurotiales; Aspergillaceae
Product: cytochrome P450
Exons: 4
Coding region: 1-1527 (508 amino acids)
Molecular function (GO): heme binding; iron ion binding; oxidoreductase activity, acting on paired donors, with incorporation or reduction of molecular oxygen
Source: RefSeq, a predicted model, not a curated record
AUGACAAUCAUCAACAUUUUCGAUGUCAACAAAACAGUGGCAGCAGGCAUUUUGCUGCUAGCCAUUGUGCCUGGAAUUUUCCUAGUGAGCGUUAUCAAGCACUACAGAGAUCCCCUAAGAAGCAUUCCUGGGCCAUUCUGGGCAAAGUUUACUCGGCUGUGGUAUUUGCGGCAGAUGCUCACUGGCAAAUCUCGUGAGACCAUUGUGAAACUUCAUGAGCAAUAUGGUAAACUGAGACUUUCUGCUUGUGUUGGAUUCUACCAAGGAUCCGUGGUGCGAAUUGCGCCAGAUGAGUUCAGCAUCUCCGACUUGGACAUCAUGAGAGAGGUUUACGGUCCGCGGACCACGUUUGAAAAGUCUGAGGCAUAUGCGCCGUUCACAAACCCAGGUGGAGUUACACUGGUGUCAGAGCGAAACAACAAAGCCCACAGAGAUCUACGUCGGAAGUUUCACUUCUCAUUUUCAUUUUCUCAAGUCAUCAAAAUGGAGUCUUUGAUUGACCAAGGUCUUGACAUUCUCUCGAAAAAGUUCAAUGAACUAGCGAAGGACGGUAGAGACUGCGACUUGCUACACUGGCUCAAAUUUUGGAGCAUGGAUAACAGUGCAUUGUUAAUCUUCGGAGAAAGCUUCGGAUGCGUUGAAAGCGACGCGGACAACAAUGGACUGUUGACACUUACCAGAGCAAGCACGUUCUAUGCUAGUGUGGUGGGUAUUAUUCCCGAGUGGCACAAAGCUCUUUGGAACCUUGUGCCAUCUUAUAUUUUGCGAGAGAAGGAGGUACGGAGCUUCUCAGAAAAGCAGAUUGCCGAAAAAGAAGCCGCCAAAGAUACCAAGGGAACAGCCUGUUUUAUGGAUACCUGGUUCCGACAAAAGGAAGCUGACCGCAUGGAUAACACUGAAGUUCGCAUUGGAAUCGGAGGCGCCCUAGGUGGAACCGAGCUCACACCUUCCUUUGUGGCUCAAUCGAUAUAUCAUGUCUACAAGAAGCCUGCUGUUUUGCAGCGUUUGAGAGAUGAGAUCGAUCCAGAGAUGAAGCGCUCAGAGACUGCUGAUCGUGGUAUCCUCUCUCACGACGCUGUACAGGGAAUGCCUUACUUACAGGCUGUUCUCAAGGAGGUCCUCAGGCUCUACCCAAUUGCUGCCAUUACAAUGCCUCGAGUAGUACCGCAAGGAGGUGCAAACCUUGUAGGUUAUCAUUUCCGCGCUGGGCAAGUCAUUGGUGCCAAUCCGUGUGCCGCAUCUCGCAAGGAAGAAUAUUUCGGUCAUGACGCUGGAGACUUCCGCCCUGAGCGUUGGCUAGAUGACCCAGAAGAAGCCAAGAAGGUUAACUACUACAGCUUGCCGUUCAGCAUGGGUGGAAGGGAGUGCAUUGGAAAGCACGUUGCUACUUUAAUGGUUUUGAAAGUACUGGCAUUGAUCUUCCAUUCAUAUGAUAUUGAGACUCCAGACAAAGACCUGGAGCUCUGGAACGACAUUGUGGUCCAAGUCAAGAGCCUGACAGGCCGAGUCCGGCCAAGACAAAGCUAG